Phytophthora nicotianae INRA-310 is the source of this 8535-nucleotide messenger RNA. RefSeq lists its product as hypothetical. The coding region runs from base 1 to 8502 and encodes 2833 amino acids. Gene Ontology annotation, molecular function: cysteine-type endopeptidase activity; cysteine-type deubiquitinase activity. Gene Ontology annotation, biological process: protein deubiquitination. Gene Ontology annotation, cellular component: cytosol; nucleus. NCBI's taxonomy places the organism in Eukaryota, Oomycota, Peronosporomycetes, Peronosporales, Peronosporaceae. The record is from RefSeq and is a predicted model, not a curated record. The transcript is spliced from 2 exons.
AUGUACGCUCGAUGCAAAUGGCAGUAUGUGACACUGGACGCGACGGGAACGUUGCUGCGUCCCGCGGAGCCUCCCGGUGCGACGUAUCUGCGCUUCUGGGAGGCGGCAUCCGGUCAGUCCUUCUCGUCGUCGCGCCGCGCCGCGUUGGUCGCCGCACUAUCGUCGAACUUCCCGUCCGAGUUCAGUUUACAGUCACGUCGCCGGCCCAACUUCGGGUCGGACGGCACGGCCGGCACUGCGUUCCCGUGGUGGCGCGAACUCGUACUCAACGUGAUGAAACGUGCCGACGUGGCGGACUGCGUUGCUAUCAACGCGGAGCAAAGCGAGCGCUUCACGCGUGAUCUGUACGCGCAUUUCGCCCGUCCAGAGGCCUGGACGGUGUACGAGGACGUGCGGCCGGCACUCGAGAGGCUACAGAGCUUAAACGUGCCUAUGGGUGUCAUCUCGAACUUCGACGAGAGACUAGAGUCGCUUCUGGUCGGCCUGGAGCUCCGAAGCUUCUUCGAAGUGGUCACGACGUCCUUCAGUCAGCCCCAUAUGAAGCCGCAUUCGUCGAUUUUCAUCUCGACUUUCAGACAGAUGCAAAGAGAGGAAGGAGACGUGAAACCAAGCAGGUUUUUGCAUGUAGGAGACCACUUGUCCAAAGACUACAAGGCCGCGAAGGAUGUGGGGGCAAACGCUCUGCUACUAUGCAGAAACAAGCAGAAAGCGCAGCCUACGGACGUGCAGUAUGCCAUCUCGGAAUAUACGUCCAAGUGCGCAAAGGAGAGUUUGAAGACGAUGGAGUCUUCGGAGCUCUGUGUUGCAACGGAAGACGUGGUUCAACUUGUGGGAGAAUUGCGACGAGAUUUUGACGGAACCUGUGUGGCUAUUGCGAGUGAGCUUGCUGUCUGUGAGGACCCCACUCGUUGGCUCGAUCUGCUGGCUGUUCUAAUAUUAAGAGACCAUGCGUUGGACGUGAGAGAACGCCUGGAAAUGGAUUUCCUGCCUCAAGUGGUGCAGAUCCUACUGGGAAAAUCGUUCGAAGUGGCGGUGCAAAAAGUCAACAAGUUUCUCCAGUGGACGCUCGAAAAUGUCAAAAAGGGUCUGAAACGAGGAGAUAUUUCUCAGCUGUCGUGUCUUACCAGGAUUCUGGAUGGACAUCGCAGAUUCUACCUUUACCACGGAACUAGCAAUGAUGCGAGUGGCUUGAAAGAGGUGAAAAUCAAAGAGACUUCAGAUCAGACUCGUCGGUUUACUGCUCGAGAGAGUUCGGAGUACACGUCUCGGUAUUUCCUGCGCAACAUUGAAUAUUGGGGGGAAAUGGACGGAUUUUCCGUUCUUCUUGAUGUUCUACAAGCGGGUGCAUCGUUUGAAGUGUUGCAGUGUGUUCUACGUACCCUGUACGAUGUGAAAGAUCACUUGAAUCCAGAGUUCUUAGUGGAAUAUUUCCCGGAAUUGACGGAUGCAGUAUGCAUUUUCGUAAAAAAUCUGCCGACUUCCGAAUUCUACACGUUGUCUCGAGAUUCGUUGCUGGAGGUUGUGCAAGUAAUGGAGCUGCUGCUAGUCAAGAUCGACCAUGAUGUCGGCUCAUCGUCGAAGGGAAGUCAGGUUGAAAAAUCUGAAAGCUUCACUUUACGUGAGAUUUGUGACCAGCGAGUACAGAUUCUUCGUCUUGAAAUAUCCAUGCGAUUUUUCCAGAGCAGCUCAUUGGAGAAACGUAUCUAUGGAUUAACGGAGAUCGUGGUGAUUAUUACCCGGUUGUACAACGACCAAAUCCAGGAACAGACAGAUCCUACGGCUGCAUCGCUCUUCGCUACGUUGAAUUAUCUGGUCGACUGGAUGCACGAAAAGCGGUUAAUGCAGGAGUUACUGGGCGAGAAGAUGCACGUCGAGUUAAUCAAGCGAUCAACGUCAUUGUUUCAGUUUGUAUCGGAGCUGGAGGUGUUGCCAACGGAGUGGAUUGACUUGGUAUGGAACUGCUACCAUGCAGAGACAGACGAGGAGGAAUCUCGUCCUGUUCAGAGACGCCAUGAAGCUCUUCGCUCGAAUAUCCACGAAUUGCUACUGGAAAUGGCGACAUUCAUGGAAUAUCCGUCGCUUAUCCAUCUAGUACGACGUAUCGAAGCUGUCAAAGCGAAGCUAGACUCGAAUCAGCUUGGACUCCUCGCAGCUAUCGCAGCUCGCAGAUUUGUUGUGGACGUGUCUUUGGAAGACCGUAAAACGUCGCUGCGACAGCGGAUUUUGAUGCAUUUAUGGUCUAAUGUGCUUCCGUUUGUGAAAUCCGAGGACUUUCGUGAUGAAGUUUUGCUUCGUAUGCAUGAAUUACUUCGGCUAGAAGCGACGAGUGAGGGUGACGACACUGUAGUGAAUCGCAAGUGUGCAAUGGUUGACGAGUUCCUUCGUUUGUGCUUGGAUAAUAUCCGUCGACGUGAAAACCUAGGGUUUUCUCUGAAACUUUUCACUCAAUUAUCUGCUCUGGUUGUCGAAGUUGGCAUUAUCAUGUCGGAUACGUGCAAGGCGUACGUUAGCAUCUUGCUGAACGAGGCAGUAGCCUACAAGGAAGGCGUUCGACAGAAAUUAAACUUGGUAGAUUUUCUCCAGAUGGAUGACGAUGAACGUGAAAAACUUCCGUUUAUGACAGAUCACGUAGGAGAGAUUAAAAAUCGAUUGCUGGCGCUACGAGCUGCGUGGAUUUUAGACGAAUAUGGCGGCAAGGAGUCCUCGUUCACGGAAGAUCAGUUGAAUAAAGUGUGGGAACUCAUGAUCAUUGACGCCUUUUUACUGGAUGAAGCUGCGCUUUGCUUCCAGUGGAUCGAGCUCUGCAUGAACACUCUACUGCCAAAAAAUCCAAAAAAAGAGAACGCAGAUUCUAGAGCUUUAAUGCCUAUCGGCAUCGCGGAAUAUCUGCUCACGACCAAGUUUCCCACUUUAUCCGGAGAUCACAUCACGCUGUCAACGUUGUGCUGUUUCCACAGCAUUUUCCGUCGAAUUAACAUUUUGAAAGGAGGUUUGGAAAUAUUUGCCACUUCAGAUGAAAUUUCGUCGCCUACUGGAAGAACAAGCAGCGAGAAAGAGGAAUCAGCGGAGCUUUUGACGGGCCAACCACUAGUGGGACUGGAUGAGUUAUGGCAACUCGCAGUCAGAGCUAAGGAUUCGACAGUAGCAGAGGAGGUUAUCACGUUAUUGGCGAGUUUCCACUUGGCUUUUGCGCCUGAAAUCCGACAAACUGAACUGCCAUUCCAGCGCAAAAUGCAGUUUCUCGAGAAAUGUAUGGAAUUUAUCGCAACAGCCAAGAGGGAAGCGGAACUUGUCGUUGGCUCCGAUAAAGAUAAUGACAAAUCCAGCGAAGUUGCUGCCAACGUGGCAGUUGUGAAUCGUUGUGUGGAUUUAUUGCGAUAUUUCCUAGAAGCCUGCAAGGUUGGAGACGACUCGGUAUCAAAAGAUGAAGAACUAAUACUUCAAAAACUAGAGAGUGACGCGACGAGCGAAGAUAACACGAAAGCAGGGAAGAUAUUUCCGUUGGAACAUCUAGAAGAACGUUUGCCGUAUUUGGAGACUUAUCCUUCCCCGUUGAAAGAUUCCCAUUCGGAAUCAGCUAAGGUUGGAUAUCCUACUGGCCGUCGACCCAGUUGGACGUUCCGACAGCAGCAUGCUCUCUUAGAUGUUAUUGUUGAUGCAAACGAAGAAAUUGAAGUAGAUGACGCUGUGAGUUCGGACAAUCUGCCGCCGAAGAUCGAUAUUCUACUAAAGACAGCUAGCCCUACGAAACCCAGCUCACGUUCGCCAUGUGUACGAGCGAAUCUGAGUUCGCCACAAGCCCCUUCUCCGCAGCGUGGGCCGGACUUAAAAGCCGAAGAUAUUGAUCAAGCGAUAACCGAUUUUACCAGCAAAAAUCCACGAGAAAAAUCGGCGAAAAUCAACACACCGUUCGGGAUUAUGAGCCAGAUUCUGGCAAACCAAGACUCGUAUUUUGACGUUUUGCUGGAUCUUGUCGAUUGGAAUGAGGCGACGUCGCAGAGGACGUGGGAUUUGCUAUGUCGUCUGCCGACCAACAACGGAUUACUGCGUAAAAUGAUCCGAUUGCGUCGCGCAGAGAACGAAGUAGCAGAUUGGUCGGAUUUGCUGGAUAGUUCAAAUAUCCAUCGACUGCUGUACGCGCUCCGAUUAGUGGAAGCUUUGCUGAUACCAAUUGAAUCCACGAGUAAUGGAGAGUUGAAUUCGGGGCGACGACAAUGGAGAGAGCGCUUUGUUCGUUUGGGAGGAGCGACGCAUUUGUACGAAACGUUGUUGAAGUGGCCAGAAAAGCAGAAUACCGAUCCAGACUCGGUUUCAUCCGAGUAUGCACAAAAUAUCCGUGCCACAUGCCUUGCUGCCGUCAUGCGGGUGCUAAACUACUUUUUCUACUGGAACCGACUGAAUACCGAGCAAAACAGUACAUCUUUGUUUGAUUUACGGUUGCAGAGCUCAACAUUUCCUGAAUUUGUCAAAGCGAUUAAGCUGUCGUCCAUGCUGCAAGUUGCAGUGCAGUUAACCGCUAAAUUCUGUCAAAAUUUCGACAAGAAGUCCACAUUUUCUGACGAAGUGGCUGAGACCGUGUAUUGCGGGGCGCAAAUGUGCAGCUCUCUCAUCCUCUUUGCACCGCAUCUCACGCUACAGGUGUUUAAACCGGACUCAGAGAAUGAAAAAUCCACUGAUAUAUUAGAUUCUCUCGCGAUGACGAUGCCUGAGUGGCUGAAAGCGCUGCUGGUCGACUGCCCGUCUAAACCGACACGAGGUCAAGUGCUUCUUACUCUCUCCGAGAUGGCAACCGCUUUUGGUGCUAUGGAUUCUCCUCCCACUCGAGACAUUUUCGAGCUCCUCGUGGUUUCGGCGUGUUGUCUUGCCUCGGAUAAUUGUCUUUGUGGGUCCUACAAUUUCUCGGUUUUGGAAGAGCUAUUUACUUUUUGUCGAGUACUUCUCGGAUGCUGUAGGAGAGCGCGAGAACAAAAUGCUACCGCUUUAGAGGGCUGUUGCGAUGCUGUAGCAGAGAUAAUUGUGCGAAAAGAAAUCCCUGGUCGCCUUGUAAAAAAUCUGUGUCGGAUUGUGACUGAGCGACAAGCUGCGACUUCAAGAAGUAUCCGAAGCCAAGAGGAGGAGAUUCUGGGUGGAUAUUUGCAACUUCUAGCAUUACUCGCUAGUAUCUCAGAGAAGAUUCGCACAGCGAUUCUUUCCUACGAUCUGGAGAAUUCUUUAGAGGGCUCGAACUCUCCAAAUUCGAGUGGACAGAUGAUCCACUUCAUUAAUAAAAAUCUGCUUUUUGGAGACAAGAUAUCCGAGAUCGACGGACCCAGUGCACCACUUUGCAGAACCAGUUUGGUACGCCAACUCGCUCAACGAUUGCUGCUGAACUUGGUGUUUCCUUGGACGAACGAGACUGGUGAUAAUGUGGCCCUGGCAGACGAUAUGUCGGCCUUGUUGGGUCAUCUGCGUGAGUUCCAAGCUCGUGUCCUAGAGACGAUGAACCUUGCUGGUAGGCAGUGGAAUUAUGCUCCAGCAAACUCGUUUUUGGAUGCAACCACUCCGCAUGUUGGCCUCGUAAAUCCAGGCUGCAUUUGCUACAUGAAUUCUCUCGUACAGCAGCUUUUCAUGAUGCCACAAUUCUUUGGAGGACUACUCUCGUUGGAUUUUUCACAUAUAAAAUCCGAUCGACCGUCGCCGUGGCAAGAGGAAGUUGAACAGCUUCAAAAACUGUUUGUCUCUCUUGCAUACACAAAUCGUCGCUCGUGCGACCCGGUAACCUUCGCUCGCUCACACAAAGAUAUGGACGGGAACUCGACGGAUCUGCAUAUUCAGAUGGAUGCAGACGAGUUUUUUAGUCUGCUUUUGGACCGGCUGGAGAUGUUUAUCCGUCCAAAAUCUGCGGAUUCUUCGGAAUCUAAAUCUGAAGAUUUCAUGGCUCAGUGCUUUGGAGGCAUUUUAGUGAACCAGAUUUUAACUCAGCAAGGAAAUCUGUCAGAGCGAGAAGAAAAGUUCUUCGCUUUGAGUGUGGAAGUAUCUAAAAAGCGACAUUUAGCAGAAUCCCUGGAAUUAUACGUACAAGGCGAGACUCUGGAGGGAGAGAACGCCUAUUUCUGCGAACGAGAGCAGCGGAAAGUGUCUGCUACCAAGCGAGUUUGCAUCAAAAAGCUCCCACAAACUUUGGUUUGCCAUUUGAAACGCUUUGAAUUUGACUACGAUACGAUGGAGAAGAUGAAGAUCAACGACUUUAUGGAGUUCCCCAUGGAAAUCGACAUGUUCCCAUACACCAGCGAAGCGUUAGCAGCUACCGAUAGUGGUACCACUACUGGAAAAUUCAUCAUGUACGACCUGGUUGGUGUGGUGGUGCAUUCUGGAACUUCAGACACCGGUCAUUACUACUCGUUUAUCAAGGACAGAUACGAGGCGGAAAAUCCGCGAUGGCUCGAGUUUAAUGACGAGAUUGUACGCGAUUUUGACGUGGAAACAAUGGGUGAAGAGUGUUUUGGAGGUGAGGAAGUGGGUCAGAAAUGGAAUGCAAUUCAAGGCACAUACUCUCCUAUCGUCCAUAUGAAGAGGAGAAGCGCCUAUAUGUUGAUCUACGAAAGACGAUCAGAGGAUUCCUCGACCGAACCAGAAAAAUCCAAGCUUUCGAGUCAAGUGGAGACACUUGCUACUCAGAUAAUGAAGGAGAACGCACGUUACGAAGGUGUAGUAAACGCUUUUGACCCCAGUUAUGAACAGUUUAUCUGCGACUUAAUGGAGAGUGUGAUUCGCACGGAAUGCACCCCUGACGUGGCCAGAAAAGCAUGCCAACUUGGAUGUCAAUAUCUGUUCGGAAUCUGUUCACUUCGUGCUUCAUCACCGACAUCCCAGAGUUCACCUGUAUCAAGUAUAAGCGCUCGUACUGCGCUGUGGUUGGCGGAGUAUGGCGAGAAUCCAAGCACUGACGAUGACGAUGAACGGGUGCAGUUGAGCAAGUGGAUUCUCGCAGAGAUUGUUGCUCCUCCCAACAAAUCACAGCCAAAAUCUUCAGCACUGGAAAGUCAACGUACGUGGCUAUUUGAUUUGUUAUUCCUCGCCGCUGAGGGCCAAGAGCUAGUAGAUAGUUGUUUCCAGGUCCUUUUGACUGCUGUCAGAGUCCUUGCGUGCGAAAUCGUCAAAAAUCCGACUACGGAACAAUCUCUUGUGGAUUUUUUUCGCGACUCACUGAAUCUAUUUUACUCUCGAGAAUCCCAUCUCGACGUGAGCGAUCCGGUCUCUGGUUGUGUCUUGACGCUGUCAAUGGACUCGAGAAUGGCUGCGGUGAAGCAGCUAGGCGCAUUUCUUGACAAUUGUAUCAGCGAAUCCACGAAAAAUCCAAUACCGACUUGUGCGAGUACUAUUCGACGUGUGUGUCUCGAAAAACUACAGUUUUUCAACCACUUCCUGCUCUCAUUGCAAACACCAUUUACACCUUCCGAUGUCAUUCCCAGUAGCUCUGUAUCGUCUAGAGGAAUUGCUCCAUUAGCUAUUGAGACGAGAUCCGCAACUCCAUUACGUGAGCAUGACCUUCGGGUUGGCAUAUUUUAUCUGGAGAUGAAGCUGCUUAGAAAAAUGCUGGAAGCGUAUGAAUCCGAAUCUUUGCCCAUGGAUACCACAUUGCUACUAAGCCACGUAGCGCUGAAGAAUAUGGUGCUGUUCGGUAUAGAAGAUAUUAUCCAGCCUAUACUGAUUCGGAUUAUCUUCGACAGCGAAUCUUCCAAAUGUGAUCGUCUAGUAUCUCUGCUAAUUGGCGUCUUGGAAGAAGUGAAAGAUACCUACGCGGAUAAAGCACUCGUUGUAUUUGGGAGACUUUUAGACGAGGAAGUAAAGAGAUCAAAGUCUAUUGAAGAAGAGACUAGCGACGCGUGGACAGUUCAUCGACGCGUCUUCUCUCCAACCAGGGGAAUUUUAGAGAGUGUGGCCUAUUAUCGAGAUCACGGUUCACGUAAGUACACACGUUUACUAUUGGAGUUUGUGGUUCAUCGUGCCAGUGCGUCCUCAGCACUUCAAGAAUUGUUCAAGAGGGAUCCAAAGUUCUGCAAAAGUGUGCGUUGGAUCCCUCAGUGGUUGGUAGAUCAUCUCGACUCUGACGGUAAAAUCCGAAAGAAAAUCCGUGAAAAUGUGGAAACCCAGAAACUUUUCAAGGAGAUUGAGACCGCUUUCGGAGUGACAAUUCCAGUAUAUUCCGAAGAUACCCACCAAGAGGAAGAGGUUACGCCGGUCUCCCCUCCAAUCUCCCCAUCCGCUAUUGCCGCCGAAGACGUCAUCUUGGAGGCACUGGAACUCAAGGAGAAUCAGUAUGAUAAACACGGCGAUUCUCGCUCGAUAAAGCGGUCGAUCGGAGGAAUCCGACAGCUUGGAUCGAGUAAAAUCGACGAAAUCCGACCAGAACAUGAAGCUACUGAAGCGGAUUCUUGGAAACUGCAGCGGUCACGUGAGGAUCUAUCGAAGCUGCUUCGGAUAGAUCUAGAUACUAUACACAACAACGCUCGAGAGGCUUAAAAGAGAGGGUAGUCGGUUUUAUUCUUAACAAGG